Messenger RNA from Peronospora matthiolae, 1044 nucleotides. The record is from the annotation of a GenBank genome assembly. NCBI's taxonomy places the organism in Eukaryota, Oomycota, Peronosporomycetes, Peronosporales, Peronosporaceae.
AUGCGGGUCUACUACUUCGCCCUCGCCCUUUGUGCCGCUCUUGCUGGUGCGACCAUUACUGCGUCGGAACCGGCCGACUCGGCCAUUCCCCUGGGCAGCGUUCACGACGCCGCUAAGCAUCAAGACGGCGUCCAUCUCGAACGGUUGCUGGUGGCAGCUGAAGCUACGGAUCACGAAGCCAGGUCGUCCAUGGGUGAGUGGUUGGUGACGGUAGUCGAAUCGAUGGCGACGAAAGUUAAGGCGUGGGCCGGACUCUUCGCGCAACAUGCAUCGAUGGAGCAAUUGGUUUCAGUGGUCAAGGCGGGGACCGAACGCCUGACGCGAUAUGUGAAAUUCAAGCUACUGCAGCAUGAAUUCAAAUCGUUGUAUGAAGAAAUUGAAAAAGGAGCAGGGGUUGGGGUGUUACGCCAAUAUCGUGCCGAACGGCUUGUCAAUAGGUUGACAGUAGAGGAAGUGGAUGUCUUGGCUGAGUUGUACAUGUACAGAGGCGACGGAGAAACACCCGACGCAGCGUUGGCCAAUGCCCUAGCGGGCACCUAUGGUGAUAAGGCGAUGGUUUAUGCGCUUUUACAUGGAUCUCGUAAUCGUCCAUCUAUCGCAGGAACAGCCGUUGGGAAAGUGCAAAGCGCAAUGAUUGGGCGUUGGAAAGCGGAUGACUACGAUCUGAAAAUGAUGAUCAGAUGGAUUUCCGAAGUCUUUAUUAGGUUUCCAGACCAUGACUUCUUUCAUCCUGCAGUCCUAGAACUCUUGAACGCAGUUUGUCCUGCCAGCUCCCCCGACAAUGUGUACAAAGCUCUGUUUGAUCAUUUUGGAAACAGCGUGCGCCGACUUGCAGGUGCUUUAAGCGCCGCGGCCAACAGCGACUACCAUGAUCAUGAAGCUGUCAGGAAGUGUGCUGAUUGGCUGAUGUCUGUGCAGUACCUAUAUUUAAACUGGGGUGACUAUGCUUUAGUCUGGAUAGGGAACCAUCGUGUGUGGCUCACUAGCUUCGAAGGUAGACCAGGGUCAGCCACGUUUCUUCAUCAGAAUUUGUUUGCAGCUUAA